This is a messenger RNA of Microplitis demolitor, 3754 nucleotides long. RefSeq names its product follistatin-related protein 5 (gene Fstl5). Gene Ontology annotation, molecular function: calcium ion binding; protein binding. NCBI's taxonomy places the organism in Eukaryota, Metazoa, Arthropoda, Insecta, Hymenoptera, Braconidae. Bases 324 to 3017 code for a protein of 897 amino acids. The transcript has 19 exons. Gene Ontology annotation, biological process: multicellular organism development; regulation of BMP signaling pathway; cell differentiation. The record is from RefSeq and is a predicted model, not a curated record.
CAGUGAAUAAUCUUUCGUAAUUUUAUCUCUUAACGUUAUUGUCACGCGAUAUUACGGUACCUCGAGCCAGUAGUUUGUUUAGUUUUUUUUACUUUGUAGUAAUACAGAGAAACAAAUAGCUGUAAUUUACACGACUCGUGUUUGUGCUGUGAGUGAAUGACUGUUUUUUUGCUCUAGUGUAAUACAUAACACCUCGAGAUUUUAUUUAUUUAUUUAUUUUUUUUUAUCCUUUUCUCAUUCUCAGUUUGAAGUUUGAACAUUUUUGUGGGAUAAAAAUUGUCGCGAGUUUCAAGUGAUCCUGAGGAGGAGGCGACCACUUUGAGAUGCACGCGCGGUCUGCGGUCGCCGUAUCUCCAUCCAAGAUGCAGCUCAAUUUGUGGCUGACUACUCGCUUGCUCGUACUACUGAUUGUCGUUUCUAUAACAGGAGCACACAAACACUCUCGACGUCAUCGGGACUCAUUAAUUACUCCAACUGAUCCAACAUCGACCACAACAAAUAAAAGCUUCAUUGAAAAUUUUCAUGAUACUUAUCAAGCAUCUCCGACCUCAGUUUUAAUUGAAGAGAAAACUCUCAAACGCGAUCCAUGCCUUGAUAAAUACUGCGGCGCCGGAAGGAAAUGCCGACUCUCACCUGAUGGAGGUGUUGCUUUGUGUGUUUGUAUUAAAAAAUGUGGUAUACGACACAGGCCUGUUUGCGGAAGUGAUGGAAAAGUUUAUGCAAAUCACUGCGAACUCCAUCGGGCUGCUUGUAAUAAAGGAACUCCACUUACUGUCAGCAGAUUGAUGCGAUGUUUACAUCAAGAGGAUCAUCGAGAAACUCCGAAGGCUCUGCCAGUGGGCGAAGCUACUGCACCGACAUUGGGACUAAAAAAUGGAAUAAAUCAUCAGGAUGAUGUUAGAGAUAAUCUUGUAGACAUUGACGCCAAUGAUCUUAAUGACUGUUCAGCUCAAGAAUAUGAAAUAAUGAAGGACAACCUUUUGCUGUAUAAUCAUGCACGAUUGAUGACUCAAGACAAUCACAGCAAAGAAUAUUUAGUCAGUAUAAUGUUCUCACAUUAUGAUCAGAAUAAUAAUGGUAAUUUGGAGCGGGAGGAAUUGGAGCAGAUUGCCGAACGUGAAGACUUGGAGCAGCUGAGCAAGGGAUGCUCUUUGGGACAUAUGAUCAGUUAUGACGAUGCCGAUAAAGAUGGACGACUUAACAUCAAUGAAUUUUACAUGGCUUUUAGCAAGCUCUAUAGUGUGUCAGUUGUUUCUCUCGACAAAUCGCUCGAGAUCAAUCACAUUUCAGCACGCGUUGGUGAUAACGUCGAGAUAAAAUGCGAUGUUACAGGCACGCCACCGCCACCCCUUGUUUGGAGGCGUAACGAAGCCGACCUGGAAGCGCUAUCGGAGCCUGAGAUUCGUGUAUUCAAUGACGGCAGCUUGUAUCUGACUCGUGUUCAAUUACUCCAUGCAGGAAAUUAUACUUGUCAUGCUUUAAGGAAUAAAGAUGUUGUUCAAACUCAUGUACUAACAGUACACACAAUACCUGAAGUAAGAGUGACACCGAGAUUACAAUCAAAACGUCCUGGAGAAGAAGCGACAAUGUCUUGUCACGUUGUUGGAGAGCCUUUGCCACGAGUUGAGUGGCUAAAAAACGACGAAUCGCUUCAUGAAGAAGACAAGUACGAAGUUGUUGGCAAUGGAACAAAACUUAUUGUCAGAAAUAUUGGAUACGCUGACACUGGAGCUUAUAUGUGUCAAGCUACAAGUAUUGGUGGACUUACUCGCGAUAUCAGCAGCUUGGUUAUUCAAGAACAACCGACACCAACAGCGGCUAAUGAAGAACGGAGGUUCUUUUCGUUCCACGAAUGGGGUAUAUCCGUUUACGAGCCGUCUGCUUGUCGACUUUAUCAUCAAAUUCAUUCCACUGAUAUUAUACCUGGAACACAGGAGUAUGUUUGUGGAGAAAAGGAUAUACCAUGUAGCUGGGGGCGUGCUAUCAACGUUGCUAAUCGUUAUGUUUACGUAACACAGCCUGAGAAAGAUAGAAUUUUAGUUAUCAGCAAAAUUCAGAUGGUCGUUGUUGAUGUUGUAGCAACAGACAAAUAUCCAGUAGAGCUCCAAUAUGUACCGGCACUAGAUCAAGUUUGGGUACUGAAUUGGCGAAGCGAGCGUAACAUCGGUAUAAAAACAAUUCAAGUAAUCAGAGAUGCAGCCCAAAAAAGAAAACAUCACACAGUACAUCCGGAACCUAUUGAUGGACAGUUUGAUCUAGUUCGCGGUCUCUAUAUUCCCUUUCUCCAGGAUAUCGGUCACAUGUUUAAAUACGGAUAUGUCACUCAUACUAAUCAACGGGGCAUGUACAAGCUUGAUCUAGCAAACAUGCGGUACACCAGAAGCGCCGAUCUCGCACCAUACAAUUGCGUCCCCGCCCACAUUCAAUUUCCAGCCUUGUAUGGAUUUGUGAUAUUACAAUGCGAGGAACCAAUUACUGGUAAAGCAACGGGCCAACUUCUAUUAGAUUACUUGACGGAUACGGUUUUGUCUCACAAGCCAGGACUUAUCGGGAAACCCAUGGUAUCACCAGAUUCACGUCACGUUGUCACGUUGGACAAACAAGCCAGUGGAGUUAUACUUGUUGUCCAAGAAAUACUACCAAAUGGUUUGAAAUUUUCAUUUGACGUUAAAACGACAUUAAAUAUCAGUGAUAUUACAUUUUAUCCAUCACAAACAACUCAUGGAUAUGAUUUAUAUGCUUCAUCAACAGAUAAAGAAGAUAUACUCUUCCUUAAUUUAGCUACAGGUAAAGUAGAAAUGAUAACAGGCGUUGGAAAAGCAAUGCCGAUGAAUUUAACAAAAUGGGGUAAUCCAAACAGGGCAAUUGUCCAAAGUGGUAUAUUUGGACGUUAUAUGGUGAGUCCAUCGAAUGAAGCUCUCUUUGUAUUAAAUGGAGAGACACGAACGGUCAACUGUGAAAUCGGUGGUCUUGUACAUCCGGGUCAAGUUGUGUGGUUCACAGUAGCACUUCAUUAGAAUUUAAUUGCUCUAUUAUUUAAAUAAUAUUUCCCGAUAAAAAAAAAUUUUAUUUAUUUUAAAAAACCAAACAAGUGGCCUCGAAUUGUCUUUUGAAAAUAAAUAAAAUAAAAUAAUAAAUAAUAAUAAUAAUAAUACUUAAAAGUAAAUAAGAAAUUAAAGACGAUGAGGAUUUUAAAUUUAUGGGAACCAUUUUUUUCGUUCCUAAUGUAAGAAAAAAUUUUUCAUAAAAUAAUAAUAAAUGUCAUUUGCCAUACAAGACCAUUGCCACUGUGUAAAAUCGUUCGUAAAAAAAAAAAAAAAGAAAAGAAAAACAAGAAAAGACAAAAAAAAAUAUCAUUCUUAUAUUAAAUGUAUAAUUGAUAUAUAAUUAUUAAGACCCACCGUACACAAUAACUAGAAAUAAAAAUUAAUAUUAUUAUGUAAUGUUAUUGAUAACGUUGUUACGCAAUUAUUGUAAGAUGUACUUGAUAUAGCAUUUUUAUGAAACAAACAAAAAAGGAAAAAAAAAUCUACUUGCCCCAAAUAUAAAUUUAAGUAAUUUCUCGUCUUUUUAUCCAAUUAAAAAUUAAUAAUUAUUCGUAUAAAUAAUUAUAAGCGGUCAUGAAUUCCGUAAAAUUAUUUAUGCACGAGUAAUUAAUUAUUUAAACUGAAUUACAUUUAUUUGUAAUUUAAUCUAGCUCCUGCAAACUAAUGUUAUUAUUUAUCAAAAUCUCUUUUUGACAUUAUUUCGCUCG